Messenger RNA from Arabis nemorensis, 354 nucleotides. The record is from the annotation of a GenBank genome assembly. Lineage: Eukaryota; Viridiplantae; Streptophyta; Magnoliopsida; Brassicales; Brassicaceae.
AUGAUGAGCGUUACACAGGCCUUGAAAACGUUUUCCGAUGCCCGUCCUCCUGGGAUAUACAAACCAGAUUACAUUGAUGCUCUAUACAGUUUCUAUCACGAAACUAAGCCUCAAAGUCUCGUUUGCCCAACAACUCCUGAAUGGAAAAGGUCUGAUGAUCUUAACCGCGAAGCCGUUGCUCUGUGUCGUCGUGCAGUGCAAGAAAACAAUCAGAAGGAGGAGAUGUCAAAUGAUGAUAUUUUAGAGGAUGAAAUACCCUAUAAUCAGGAGGGAGCAGCUGCAACUCUUGAGGCAGCGGUACUAUUACGCGACGUGGAAGGCAGACGGAACUCGGUACAUGAUGCUCUUGACUAG